AUGCCCGCUAUCGGUAAGCCGAAUGAGGCGGCAGUGGCCUGUAUUGGUGGGCAGUCCUUCGAGAUGAAGUCUUUGAACAACUCCAAUGCCCGCUUGGUGUGUCAGGUGGUCGAAGGGGGAAGAGUCGAAGUAGCAUGCAAUCAACGAGAUACGUUCGUGCUAGAGCCUAUUGGGCCUAAGAUCAACCACAACGCUGUAGCAUCGGUGCUGGAGGAACAGAAAGGUGACGUGGAAGGGAUUGAUGAUAGGAAGAGGUUGAAGCAUGCACUGCAAGCAAGUGACGAAGAGGUUGAUGCCUUUUUGGAUGACCCACAGUCUAAGAUUGUUACUGACAAUGCCGGCAGGAUAAUCGUCAUGGACGAAAACUUCAUCGUUGAAACUUUGGAUUUGGUCAGUCUUCGUGUCACCGUCCGCAUCACCGCUUAUCGUCAGAUACUCUCAGUGCUCCCAGACUGUUGCGAUGCCGCCUCCGAAGAGGAUGGGGGCCGCAUUCACGUUGAUGUUGAGGAGUGUUGGCAAGCAUUGGAUUCGGUGUGCGACUCUGAGGGUAGAUCGACGCCGCCGCUCAGUGUCGUAGCCCGUCUGCUAGCAUCCCUCGCGACGGAGAAUACGGCUAAGUCGCGAACUAACAUCGAGUUAGACGAGGGAAGGAUUCGGGUCGCUCGAGCGGCCCAGAUUGUGUGUCAGCGAGGAAGCUUGCCUUUGAAGGAGUUCGAGGAGCAAUUUGCGUGA
Molecule: messenger RNA, 732 nt
Organism: Perkinsus marinus ATCC 50983
Lineage: Eukaryota; Perkinsozoa; Perkinsida; Perkinsidae
Exons: 6
Coding region: 1-732 (243 amino acids)
Biological process (GO): mitotic sister chromatid cohesion
Cellular component (GO): Ctf18 RFC-like complex
Source: RefSeq, a predicted model, not a curated record